AUGAAUCAAGGAACCGAGUGGUAUCGUCACAUGGGAGACGAAAAAUCAAGAAUGGGAAACAAUCACAAAAAGAAAAAGGAAAACAUCACAAGCCGUAACGGCCGUGGCGGCGGCAAUGGCGGUGGUGGUGGGAAUGAUAUUGCCGGACUUGUAGUAGCGGCUGUUGGUUUUAUAGCUGUCGUCACUUUUUCAAUCAUCAAACACAGAACAAAACCGAAACCCAAACCUCAAAAUUCAUUGGACCAAAAAUGUGAUACAAGCAUAGAAGAUCACGAAAUUGAAACCAAUCAAGGUCUUCAUGCACUUCUUCAACCUUCAACAAACACAACCAAAGACCUAGAUGUUGCACCGUGUCAAGCGAUGAUAACCGAUGAGAAAAGUAUUAACCACAUUUUUAUUGAGGAGGAGAAAAUUGAAAGUGUUUCUGAAAUUAAAAUCAUCAAUGAAGUGGUGGCAUCUGAAACCUCCUUUCAUCAUGAUGAAAUUGUGUUAUCUGAUUAUUUCAACUCGGAAAGUGCCGUGUCAGAAGCGGAAAAGAUAGAGGAUGAUGAUGAUGAUGAAGCUGUUUCAGAGAUUGUUGAAGAAAAAGAUUGUUCAUUGAAUGAGGGAGGGAAAAUUGAUUUGCAAAAUGAAGAAGAACAUGUAGCUGAAAAAACAGACACUGAAGUUGUUGAUGAUGAUGUGCAAAAUGAAGAACAUGUAGCAGAAGAAACAGACACUGAAGUUGUUGAUGAUGAUCAUGUGAAUGUUGAACCUGAAAUCACUUCUGAAGAAGAAGGGAAUUUAUCUAUGGAAGUGACUUAUCAAGAUUAUCAAUCAAUAUUGGUAUCAAACUCAAAUCAAUUUUCAACUUUGCUUAUGCUGUUGCCAGGGUUGCUCUUGCUUCUAGUUCUACUUUUGCUUAUGCAUUUUACUAAAACUAUAUUUUCUGCAAUAGGGCCAUAA
Vicia faba (fava bean) is the source of this 945-nucleotide messenger RNA. The record is from the annotation of a GenBank genome assembly. Lineage: Eukaryota; Viridiplantae; Streptophyta; Magnoliopsida; Fabales; Fabaceae.